Molecule: messenger RNA, 1002 nt
Organism: Ochlerotatus camptorhynchus
Lineage: Eukaryota; Metazoa; Arthropoda; Insecta; Diptera; Culicidae
Gene: Cnep1r2
Product: CTD nuclear envelope phosphatase 1 regulatory subunit 2
Exons: 4
Coding region: 192-653 (153 amino acids)
Cellular component (GO): Nem1-Spo7 phosphatase complex; cytoplasm
Source: RefSeq, a predicted model, not a curated record
GAUGUUGUGACAACUUCAGUGGAGGGUUCAGGAAAUUCUUCUGAAAUUUCUAAAAAUUCUAGGAUAUCUUGCCAACAUUGAAAAUGCUCCUGGAGUAAUCAUAGCUGCUAAAAAAUCACAAAGUUCUAAUCUUCCAAAUAUUAUUAGAAAUUACCAUCAUCCGCUAUAAAUUCAUAGCGCACUCAUUGAAGAUGUCUCUGGAACCCUCGGCUUGUGAAGACCUGAAAGCCUUCGAACGGCGUCUGACAGAAGUUAUAGCAGCAUUACAGCCCUCGACCCUACGAUGGAGGAGUAAGUCCGCUUGGUGCUCCCUCGGCACUUUUAAAUCACUAAUUCCUUUCCACUUCAUUGCAGUAGUCUUAUGUACCAUGUCCCUUAUUACAUUCGUGGGAGCAUUCUACUGGCUGACUGAUCCUCGUACUUCCAUUGUCCCAUUGAUGGAUUCGCUCUGGAACCAUCCAGUAUUCACGUUUUCAACUGCAAUACUCUUGCUGCUGUUCGUCUUUGGAAUCCACAAACUGGUGAUGGCACCGCAAAUCAUAACGUCCCGCACCCGAAGCGUGCUGGCAGAGUUCAACAUGUCCUGCGAUGAAACGGGCAAACUGAUCCUGCGGCCGAGGCCCACCAACAAUUCGCGAUUCCAUUGUUUGUGAAGAUGUCCCUUUCUUUCACUCCAACACCCUACGUUUUAUGUUAUGUUUCCCCCUCUGUUCUCUUUUUCUUCGUCUGCACUUUCGUAGAUUUAGCAACGGUAGUGGCACCGUCCGUAGUCCGAAGAAGACGAAACGUUAGUGUGGAUUGGCCCUACGGGAGAACAAAAACCGACCCACGCGGAAGGAAGCUUAGAAAAACAAAAUCUGUAACCGGGACACGAUGGUUUUAAUAGGAUCCAAUUGUAAAUAGAUGUUUUUUUUCUUGCAUUUGUAUUGCCGAAAAUUCUACAAAUUUAGCUAUUCAUUUAUAACUGUAUUUUUGAUCUAUGCAUUCGGAGUGUUCGGUUUU